Anisakis simplex (herring worm) is the source of this 357-nucleotide messenger RNA. The record is from the annotation of a GenBank genome assembly. Lineage: Eukaryota; Metazoa; Nematoda; Chromadorea; Rhabditida; Anisakidae.
AUGCUGCUCUUCGUUAAGAACCAACGAGGUCGAGCACUCUCGAUUGAUAUGGAUGAGACAGAUACCGUAAUGCAACUCCUAAAAGAGGUACUACGUGAAGAGGGUUUCGAAGUGCAGGAUGCGGCUCAAUCAAAACUUAUUUAUAAAGAUCCAUCAGGCGGAGCCCUGCCUCAACAUUGGCUCAAUCCGGAUGCUAAGAAUUUCCGAACUCGGCGGAGCGGAAGUAGUCUAACUGGAUGCAGUGUAGCAAAAGGUGAUAACUUAAUGGAUAAAAGUGUUUCUUCAACUGAAUCUAUUGAAGAAACAAAUGAAAGUACUGGUCGUUCUGAGACCUCAACUACAACUAGCAGUAAUUAA